GCGUCUGUAUCAGCAAAGCGAAAGGUGCAAAACGGAGGGCGAAAAUCAAGCGAAAAAAGGCGGCUGCAACAAACAAGAAUUCUCGUUGUUCGUGGUUUAAAUAAAACAGCCUCCAAGAUUAAUAAGAACGAGCAACCAGCGGGUCGCAAGUCGCUGACGAAGAUGGCAAUUCAGUUGGAUAAGAUUCUUGCGCAUAUCGCUAAGGAGAAGGCCCUGCAUCCCAACAAUGGCGGCUCGACCAAGCAGGAGCAGGAGGAGGCUUGGGCCAGGAUUGGACGCCUCAACAAGCUCUCCGUGCACGAGUCGCGCUCCAUCUUCAUUGUGCUACAGAAGAAGUAUGAACAGGAGAAGCUAAAGGGCAACUCGGGGUGGAAGCUGUUUGGCCUGAUGGACCAAAUCCACCAGGAGCCCAAGGUGCCGAUGAAGGAUGAAGACGAGCAAGGGGCCAUGGACGAGGUGGAAGAGUACGAAAUGCUGGAGGUUCAGGAGCAGGAGGAGGAGGAAGAACACGCUGACAACAUCCCGUUCGGACAGCCGGCCAAUUCAACCGGCUCAGCCUCUUCCGAUGGCGAAAGCCCCACAAAGUCGCACGGCACCAGUUCGCCAGAGAAAGAGGAGCGUUUGCCCUCCAAGCCCAUGGUGGACACACCACGUCCUGCUUUCGAGGAAAAGAAGCUACUCAACACAAUGGCCAACAACACUCCACGAGCCACGACAAACAGCUCGGUGUCCGCCGCCGCGGCUGUACUCCAAAAGAAGGGCAUCACCGUAAAGAAAACUCCCAGCUCGGCAGCCGGGGCUGGACAGAAAUCUACGCCAGGCCAACAGACAACUAGCAGUGGCCUCAGGUCGGCUUCACGUACCACCAUUCAGUUGCCCGAUUCCCUGAAGCGCAAGCUUUCCGAGGAGUACCCCUCGCCUACACAAAAGAAGCUGCCAAAGACGACCAGUCCUAAACAGGCAGCUCCGCCUGCUCCAGCGCCCCUUCCGCCAAAUGUGAGCGUUUCAGAGGCAGUGCCGAAUGCCAGCGUGGUGCACACAACCACUGCCCAGCUUAUGCAGGUGAAGAAGGAUCGCGAGAGCAACCAGACCCCGCCGCCAGGUAUCAAUAUCAUUACUAUUCCGCCGUCUCAGCAAUUAAACGGCGCCGGUGUCGGUGGACCCACAUCGUCGACGGCCGCCACCGUUGCCUCCACCUCGGUGGCUUCCACUAAUGGCUUUUCGCCACACAUCGACGAUCUGGACUUUAAGAAUGAUAUCAUCUUCGACUCGAAGUUAAAUGCCGCCACAUCCAAUACCCCCGAGAUUAUCAACUUCGGCAAUUUUGACAAUAUGCUGCCGCCGACCUUUUUCAAGAAUCUGUGCAACUCGUCGCGCCACGAGUCCCUUGGUCUGUAUGUGGCCAAUGUGAUGAACCGACUGUCGUCGCGGGCCUCUGCCAAACUGGAGCUGAGCAUCUUGCGGGCCAUCCUUGAUGCGCAUACCGACGAACUGGAGCAUUAGCCCCAAAAGCUUACAAUUAAUUCAACUCUAGACAACCCAUGAUGAUUACUCAGCUUACACAUUAGACAAACUCGAAGGUAGUUAUGUAGUCUUGCUUAUACAGUUUCCUGCUAUUGCCGCGUUACUGUGUGUAUUCGUGUUUAAAAUAUCUGCGUUGUGGCGCACACCAACGUAUUAAAAGCUGUUUUGCCCGAUGAUAGGUUAUAUUGGGUUUCGAAUUGAUCUAAUUCGACUCUGUGCAUGCCGCCACAACGCCUUAUUUUAAAUUUAGUUGUAAGAUACCAUAACUUUUAAUUGAAAUUCCCAUGUGUCAGUUCAUCUUAAAAUAUGUUCAUUUGCAAAUAAAGCUACAUAACUUACUUGAAACGGUCA
Drosophila serrata is the source of this 1875-nucleotide messenger RNA. It is a transcript of the gene Map60, whose product is annotated as Microtubule-associated protein 60. The record is from RefSeq and is a predicted model, not a curated record. Lineage: Eukaryota; Metazoa; Arthropoda; Insecta; Diptera; Drosophilidae.